AUGUUGCGAGUUGCUGAGGCCAUAGAGGUACUACUGAUUUCUACAUUUUUUUUGCUUUGUUUAAGCCACUCCAAGAAACGAUGGGAACGUUUUGUGCACAGUGAGAAUCAGCACCUCGUCUCACCGGAGGCACUGGAUUUUCUGGACAAACUUCUUCGUUACGACCAUCAGGAACGACUCACUGCUAAAGAGGCUAUGCAACAUCCAUAUUUUUAUCCUGUUGUUGAAAAUGAAAAACGCAAUAAGCAAGACGGUGUAGCAACAGUCAAUAACUCUGGAGGAGGAACGGGAGCGUUGAAUGCGCCGCUUGGAACACCUCUUCUGAGUAGCAGUGGAACAGUGGCAUCACCGCCGUCAGCAUCAACGCAAUCCUAA
Messenger RNA from Gongylonema pulchrum, 375 nucleotides. The record is from the annotation of a GenBank genome assembly. NCBI's taxonomy places the organism in Eukaryota, Metazoa, Nematoda, Chromadorea, Rhabditida, Gongylonematidae.